This is a messenger RNA of Silurus meridionalis, 2451 nucleotides long. RefSeq names its product solute carrier family 1 member 7a (gene slc1a7a). The transcript is spliced from 11 exons. Lineage: Eukaryota; Metazoa; Chordata; Actinopteri; Siluriformes; Siluridae. The record is from RefSeq and is a predicted model, not a curated record. Gene Ontology annotation, molecular function: L-glutamate transmembrane transporter activity; neutral L-amino acid transmembrane transporter activity; glutamate:sodium symporter activity. Gene Ontology annotation, biological process: L-glutamate transmembrane transport. Gene Ontology annotation, cellular component: plasma membrane. The coding region runs from base 163 to 1944 and encodes 593 amino acids.
UAAAGAAUGCAAGACGCAGAUUUAUGCAGUGCAGUAGGAUUUACUCUAAUAUAGACACACCACGAGUGGACUUACAAGACAGAGACUCCACCUGGUCGUCCUUCACUCGUCCUGCAUGUGUGUACGUCGGGUUUGGGCUCUUGAUUUGACACGUGUGUGGAAAUGGAUAAAGGAGGUGACCCCAAACCCCUGGGUGCCGUGUGGAGCCGGGUAAAGAACGUCAGCCAGCAGAACGGCCUCCUGAUCCUGUCUGUGCUGGCUGUGGUGGUCGGCUGCCUGCUGGGAUUUUUCCUGCGUUCUAAACAUCUCUCUGAACAGGAGGUGAAGUACUUCCAGUUCCCUGGAGAGCUGCUCAUGAGAAUGCUGAAGAUGCUCAUCCUUCCUCUUGUUGUCUCCAGUUUGAUGUCUGGCCUGGCAGCGCUGGAUGCUAAAUGCUCAAGCCGCCUGGGAAUCAUGACCAUCUCCUACUACCUCUGGACCACCUUUGUGGCUGUAGUGGUAGGCAUCAUCCUGGUGAUCAUCAUUCACCCAGGUGGAGCGGCGCAGAAGGAGGACUCUGAGGACAGCGGCAAGCCGAUCAUGAGCUCUGCGGAUGCUCUGCUUGACCUGAUCCGCAACAUGUUUCCUGCCAACCUGGUCCAAGCUACUUUUCAACAGUACCGCAGCAGGAGUAUCCCCAUCUUAAAGCAGAAGAAUACCGUGAGCCAGAACCUGAUAGAAUCAACCACCAGGCGCGUUCUUAUCUACGGCAUCCAGGAUGACAAUGGCACUGACAUCCAGAACUUCUCUCUGGACUUAACACCACCUCCGGAUGUGGUUAUCAGGACGCUGCCUGGCACCAGCGACGGCAUGAAUGUCCUGGGAAUUGUCAUUUUUUCAGCCACCAUGGGAAUCAUUCUUGGAAGAAUGGGACCUAACGGCAGUGCGCUGGUCAACUUCUGCCAGAGUUUAAAUGAAGCAGUGCUGAAAAUUGUAGCAAUCGUUAUCUGGUAUUUCCCCUUUGGGAUCGUCUUCCUGGUGGCUGGCAAGAUCUUAGAGAUGGAUGACCCCUCUGCCAUGGGGAAGAAACUAGGUUUCUAUGCCAUCACUGUGGUUAUUGGGCUGAUCAUCCAUGGUCUCUUCAUCCUGCCCGCCAUGUACUUCUUUAUUACCAAGAAGAGCCCGAUUGUUUACAUCCGAGGCAUUCUGCAAGCGCUGCUCAUCUCGCUGGCCACUGCAUCCAGCUCUGCCACACUGCCUAUCACCUUCAAAUGCCUCUUGGAGAACAACCAUAUCGACCGUCGCAUCAUCCGCUUUGUCUUACCAGUCGGAGCCACCAUCAACAUGGACGGUACGGCACUCUAUGAGGCUGUUGCUGCCAUUUUCAUUGCUCAGGUCAACAACUAUGAGCUGGACUUUGGUCAGAUCAUCACCAUCAGCAUCACAGCCACAGCAGCCAGUAUCGGUGCAGCAGGGAUUCCUCAGGCUGGCUUGGUAACGAUGGUGAUCGUUUUAACCUCAGUGGGGCUUCCUACCGACGACAUCACAUUAAUCAUCGCUGUGGACUGGGCCCUGGACAGGUUCAGGACGAUGGUGAAUGUGAUGGGGGAUGCUCUGGCCACAGGAAUCAUGGCGCACAUAUGCAGGAAAGACUUUAUAAAGGAGGGUGAAGAGAUUCCUCUGAUCUGUGAAACCAAGCCGAUGAUGAGCAUACAGCAGUUGACAUCCUACCAGAGCAACGGCUGCUUCCAGCCUCCUCCGGCACGCUCAGAGAAACCUGAACGCCUCUCCCCAGAGGUGGCUCGCCUCGUACAGCUGGAAGAAGGACUCAGAAGCCUAAGAAGGAAGCCGGAGAGGAAGCCGCCUAAGAAGUCUACACACGUCAUUAAGAGGGAAGACAAGGGCCGGGAUCGAGCUCAAGACCACUUCACUGUUGACAUGAACAGCCUUGAAACAAACGUCUAAACUCCUUCAGAUCUUCUGGACCUCAUAGAAGUGUACAAGAAGCAAGUGCUGGCAAUGUUCUUCUGUUCCUUUGCUGAGUGAGCACUGAUGGAUAGUGGAGCUUCAAAUCAGGGUGUCAAUACAUUAUAUGGACUCAAUAGAUCUGAAAUGGUCUGGUCCUAGCUCUGGAAUUUACUAUCUGAUACACAGCACAUAUCAUGAGCUCUUUCAGCUCAUUACAGGUGAAGAUGGACAUUAUUUUAGUAAAAAAUGGAUGGAGAUAAUUUUUUUAUAGUUUGUUUUCUGGGCAAGGCCCUGUUGACUUUUUUUAUGCUUUUUUUCCCUCAAAAGUUCCCACAAUUCCUCUUAUUGAAAUGGUAUAUAUUUCUAAAAGACCUUAGGCAUGCCACGUAUUUUGUUUUGUGUUAUUUUUCUAUUGUAGCUUGUUUUUGUGCAGUAGUGUUCAAUCAGGAAGAUGCAUCAAUAAUAAAGUGUUUUUAUAUCUCGCACUAAUUGGCCAGAAGGCAU